This is a messenger RNA of Papilio polytes (common Mormon), 11439 nucleotides long. It is a transcript of the gene CadN, whose product is annotated as neural-cadherin. Bases 125 to 9172 code for a protein of 3015 amino acids. The record is from RefSeq and is a predicted model, not a curated record. Gene Ontology annotation, cellular component: catenin complex; plasma membrane. Gene Ontology annotation, molecular function: calcium ion binding; cadherin binding. NCBI's taxonomy places the organism in Eukaryota, Metazoa, Arthropoda, Insecta, Lepidoptera, Papilionidae. The transcript is spliced from 22 exons. Gene Ontology annotation, biological process: homophilic cell-cell adhesion.
GCCCCGUGUGUGCGGUCUUUGACGCUCGUUGCCGUCAUCCAUCAACACUACGAUAUCGAUAUUUUACAACCCUAACGUAAAGUGGAAAUGUUGGGUUAAGACAAUCGAUCUUGGAGUCAGAGCCAUGGCACGCUUUGUGCUGGCGAGCGGGGCCUUGCUCUGCGUGCUCAGCGCGGCGCUUGAGACAAGUGCGCUCACGGUGCUUCCACACGACGUCCGCCCUGGCCAUGCCGUACGUCACUUCGAAGGAAACUACUCCCGCUACACCUUACUGGAUCCCGAGUACGCACCCUACUUUACACUCCUCGAUGAUGGCCUCCUGAUGACCACUGCCGAUUUGGCGCCACUACUCGAUCAAGCCUUGAACCUCGCCGUAUUAGAACAGACUCCAUUCAGCAGUGCUGCUCAUUCGGUACACCUCCUUGUAGUAGACCGUAGAAAAAUGCUUAGUUUUGGGACUAACGGGCUUCGCGGUGAAAUUCUAGAAAAUGCGCCGCCUGGUACCGCUGUAGAUCUACCGCUUAUAAAAGCUGCAGCUCCUCUUAAUGUGGGUCCUGUAGCGUACAAAAUAAUAAAUGGCAAUGAAGAUUCCUUAUUCGCCUUGCGCGAAAAAACGAAGACCGGCGUGCCUGCAGUCGCAUCAGUUAUUACUGACGGAGAUGUGGAAAUAAUAGCAAUGAGGCCAUUAGACGCAGAGGUUCAAAACGCUUAUGAUUUAUCAUUACAAGCGACAGAUUUGACGGGAAGAAACAAAGCGAACCUUGGUGUCAGAAUAGAUGUAACAAACGAGAACGAUCACGAGCCUAUUUUUGAGCAGGACAUUUAUUAUUUUGCCGUCAAUGGAACUUUGGAUCAAAACAGUGAUAACGCAACAGCACAUUGGCAAAGGUUUUCAAAUAUUGGCAAAGUGCGUGCUUUUGAUGGCGACGGAGAUCGAGUGUAUUACUCAUUGAAAACACCCAGCAACUUGGCCGUUAUUGUGCCACAAACAGGAGAAUUGAUUCUAGCGGGAGAGCCUGACGGCCACGAAGCUGAGUUAGAGGUACUUGCUCAUGAUACGGGCUCGCCGCCGCGUAAAAGUCGACCGGCUCAAGUCUUUCUAGAAUUCGUCGUUCGUAGUAAAAAAGAUCUUCCAUCAUUGCGUCGUCAAAAGCGCCGUGUCACACGAGCGGUGAGACCGACCAAGCGUAUUGAGUUCACUGAGGCUGAUGGAGAAGUAGAAGGACGUGCGGUAUUCACUCUCGAAAAGGAAACCGACCGCGAAACAUUUAAAAUUCGGGACGAAAAUCCGUGGGUCACUGUUGAACCAAGUGGUGUAGUGAAAGUUAAAAAGAAGUGGGACUAUGAGGAAUUGGGGCCUGAGAAAACGAUCGACUUUUGGGUUACUAUCACCAACGCUGGAAAUGGAGUGGCUUUGAAAUACACGGACAAUCAACGGGUGAUCAUUCACGUGAAGGAUGUUAACGACGAGCCUCCGUACUUCAUCAAUCGACCUCUACCGAUGCAAACAGUCGUGCAACUGAAUGCGGCUCCUAACACCCCGGUGUUCACUCUACAAGCCAGAGAUCCGGACACGGAUCACAACAUUCACUACUUCAUCGUCAGAGACCGGACAGGAGGGCGAUUUGAAGUGGACGAGAGGUCGGGCGUCGUCCGCACGAGGGGAACGGACCCAUUCCAAUUAGAUAUGGAAUACGUGCUGUAUGUCAAGGCCGAAGAUCAGAGUGGCCGUGUCGACGAGAGGCGGUUUCAAUCCACGCCGGAGGAAAGGCUGAGCAUUGUGGGCGGAAAACGCGCGCCGCAGUUUUAUCUCUCAAACUAUGAAACAGAGAUAGCCGAGAACCAAAAGAAAGAUUCGGAUAUAAUAUCUGUGAAAGCGAAAUCAUUCGCGGAUCGAGAGAUUCGUUACACACUGAAAGCCCAAGGGCAAGGCGCGGGCACGUUCAACAUCGGACCGACUUCGGGAAUCGUGAAGCUUGCGAAGGAACUGGACUUCGAGGAUCUGCGCCAGCCGCACGUGUACUCCCUGGUUGUUACCGCCACUGAAGACUCCGGUGGAUUCUCCACUUCUGUUGAGUUAACAAUUCGCGUGACUGACGUGAACGACAACGCGCCCAAGUUCGAGCUGCCAGAUUAUCAGGCGCACAACGUGGACGAAGACAUCGCGAAAGGCACCAGCAUCCUCAAGGUCAAAGCUAUGGAUGCUGACUCCGGGAAGAACGCAGAAAUUGAAUAUUUAGUAUCAGACGACCACUUUGCCGUUGACAACAAUGGUAUAAUAACAAACAAUAAGCAGCUGGAUGCUGAUAAUAACAACGCAUAUUAUGAAUUUGUUGUUACCGCUCGAGAUAAGGGUGAACCGGCAAAAACAGGAACUGCCACAGUCCGUGUUUACACUAAAAACAAAAAUGACGAAGAACCAAAAUUCUCCCAACAAGUUUACACACCAAAUGUCGACGAAAACGCUGGGCCAAAUACAUUAGUAACGACAGUUGUAGCGUCAGAUAAGGAUGGUGACAAUGUUCGCUUUGGAUUUGUCGGUGGAGGGACGAGUUCUGGACAAUUUGUCAUUGAAGAAAUCACUGGAGUAAUUCGACUCCACAAUAAACCUAUAUCCUUGGACAGGGAUAAGUACGAACUGAAUGUAACGGCAAUGGAUGAUGGAGCAUGUUGCGUUAACGGAGAUACGACUAUUCAUACGUCUACUGCUGUUGUAGUUGUUUUCAUAACGGAUGUAAACGAUAACAAGCCUAUAUUCAAAGAUUGUCCAACAUACUUUCCUAAAGUCGAAGAGGGUGCUCCAAAUGGAAGUCCUGUUAUAAAAGUACACGCGACUGAUGAAGACAAAGGUGUAAAUGGGCAAGUUAAGUAUUCAAUUGUGCAACAACCCAACCAGAAAGGUACAAAGUUUACGGUGGACGAAGAAACUGGCGAAGUUUCCACGAAUAAGGUAUUCGAUAGGGAGGGAGACGAUGGAAAAUUUGUUUCCGUCACAGUAAAAGCUACGGACCAGGGCGAGCCAUCGUUGGAAGGUGUCUGCUCGUUUACAGUAGAAAUUACUGACGUUAAUGACAACCCUCCAUUAUUCGAUCGACAAAAAUAUGUGGAAAAUGUAAAACAAGACGCCAGUAUAGGUACUAAUAUACUGAGGGUUUCCGCAUCCGAUGAAGACGCCGACAAUAACGGUGCAAUAGUUUACACAUUAACUGCGCCGUAUAAUCCAGCCGACAUAGAUUACUUUGAAAUUCAACCCGAAUCGGGUUGGAUCGUACUUAAAAAACCUUUGGACCGAGAAACUUACAAGUUGGAGGCUAUGGCCCAAGACAAGGGCUUUCCACCCUUGUCGAGAACCGUGGAGGUCCAGAUAGACGUAGUGGAUCGCGCGAACAAUCCCCCAGUGUGGGAUCACACAGUAUACGGACCUAUCUACAUUCGAGAGAAUUUGCCCGUCGGUGCCAAAGUGGUGUCCGUUAAAGCAAGUUCUGGGAUUGAGAAUAACCCGACGGUGUUCUAUCGCCUGAUGCCCGGCUCUACGGCUCAAACAAACAAGUUUCAUACAUUUUACCUGCAACAAAGAUCUGAUAACGGAUUCACGUGGGCAGAUAUAAAAGUCAAUCAUCCUUUAGACUACGAAAGCAUCAAAGAGUACAAUUUGACUAUUCGAGUGGAGAACAAUGGAGCACAGCAACUUGCCUCGGAGACGACGGUGUACAUAAUGCUGGAAGACGUCAACGACGAGAUCCCACUGUUCACGGAGCGCGAGCAGGAGACGGUGCUGGAAGGCGAACCCAUCGGCACCAAGGUCACGCAGGUCAACGCUAUUGACAAGGACGGAACAUUCCCGAACAAUCAAGUGUACUAUUAUAUCGUGGAUUCUCCACGCAACGAGGGCAAGGAUUUCUUCGAGAUCAGCAUGCAGACUGGAGAGAUCUUCACGAAGGUGGUGUUCGACAGGGAGAAGCAGGGAGCAUACGCGUUGGAGGUGGAGGCACGCGACGGAGCGCCUUCGGCCCGCCCUAACUCCGACAAUCAACCGAAUUCAGUGACGAAAUUUAUCCGUAUUGGCAUCGCUGACAAGAAUGAUAACCCUCCAUACUUCGACAAGGAGCUGUACGAAGCAGAAGUGGACGAAAAUGAAGACAUUCAACACACUGUGCUUACGGUCACCGCCAAAGAUCACGAUGAAUCGUCGCGUAUUCGAUACGAGAUCACGAGCGGGAACAUAGGGGGCGCGUUCGCUGUCAAAAAUAUGACAGGCGCCAUCUACGUUGCCGGCGCGCUCGACUAUGAAACUAGAAAACGGUACGAGUUGAAACUGGCGGCAUCGGACAAUCUGAAAGAAAAUUAUACGACAGUGGUGAUUCACGUGAAAGAUGUCAACGACAAUCCUCCGGUAUUCGAAAGACCAACGUACCGUACGCAGAUCACCGAAGAAGUGGACCGGAAUCUUCCAAAACGUGUCCUACAGGUUACAGCGACGGACGGCGAUAAAGAUCGGCAACAAAACAUCGUAUACUUUUUAACUGGCCAGGGAAUUGAUGCAGAUAAUCCUGCAAAUAGCAAAUUUGAUAUAAAUCGCACUACGGGUGAAAUAUUCGUUCUUCGGCCGUUGGAUCGUGAUCAACCAAAUGGAAGACCACAAUGGAGGUUUACGGUAUUCGCUCAAGAUGAGGGUGGGGAAGGCCUUGUAGGCUACGCGGAUGUUCAAGUGAAUCUUAAGGAUAUUAACGAUAAUGCACCUAUAUUCCCACAAGGAGUUUAUUUUGGGAAUGUUACAGAAAACGGUACUGCAGGCAUGGUUGUUAUGACAAUGACUGCAUUAGAUUACGAUGACCCUGCCGAGAGUAACAACGCGAAGUUGUGGUAUUCGAUUGAAAAGAAUGUCAUUGAAGAAGAAACCGGUUCACCCAUAUUUGAAAUUGAGCCAGAAACUGGUGUUAUCAAAACUGCAGUGUGUUGUUUAGAUCGUGAACGAACUCCUGAUUAUUCAAUACAAAUAGUCGCUUCUGAUGGAGGGGGGCUUAAAGGGACGGGUACAGCAUCAAUACGCGUCAAAGAUAUCAAUGACAUGCCUCCACAAUUUACUAAAGAUGAAUGGUUUACUGAAGUUGAUGAAACCGAUGGCACUAAUUUACCAGAAAUGCCUAUUCUAACCGUAACAGUUCAUGACGAGGAUGAAACAAAUAAAUUUCAGUAUAAAGUUAUUGAAAACAGUGGUUAUGGAGCAGAUAAAUUUACCAUGGUUAGAAAUAAUGACGGUACUGGUUCGUUGAAAAUAGUUCAACCUUUGGAUUAUGAAGAUCAGUUACAAAGUAACGGUUUUAGAUUUAGAAUACAAGUUAAUGAUAAAGGAGAAGACAAUGACAAUGAUAAAUAUCAUGUGGCCUAUUCGUGGGUUGUGGUUAAGCUAAGAGAUAUUAAUGACAAUAAACCGCAAUUUGAACGAGCUAACAUAGAGGUAUCUGUAUAUGAAAAUGCAGAAGUUGGCAAGAGCCUUGAAACCUUUAAAGCCACCGAUCCCGACCAAGGUGGAAAAAGUAAAGUUUCUUAUGCUAUCGAUAGAUCUUCUGAUAGAAAGCGACAGUUCUCUAUUAAUCAAGAAGGCACAGUUAGUAUACAAAGAGCAUUAGAUAGAGAAGACACGCCAAGGCAUCAAGUCAAAAUAUUAGCUAUCGAUGACGGUGUCCCACCAAGAACAGCAACCGCAACGUUGACUGUAAUAGUCCAAGAUAUAAAUGACAAUGCACCCACCUUCUUGAAAGACUAUAGACCAGUUUUGACGGAACACAUAACACCGAAAAAAGUAGCAGAAAUCUUGGCGACCGAUGACGAUGAUAGGUCUAAAAGUAACGGACCACCGUUCCAGUUCCGGCUGGAUCCUGGUGCAGAUGAUAUAAUACGAGCAUCGUUUAAAGUAGAGCAAGAUCAAAAAGGUGCAAACGGAGACGGAAUGGCUAUAGUGUCCUCUUUGAGAUCGUUUGAUAGAGAACAGCAAAAAGAAUAUCUUAUUCCGAUUAUUAUUAAAGACCAUGGUAAUCCAGCCAUGACUGGAACCAGUACACUAACUGUGGUUAUCGGAGAUGUUAAUGACAAUAAAAUGCAACCCGGUUCUAAGGAAAUUCUUGUCUAUAAUUACCAAGGCCAAGCACCAGACACUGAAAUCGGACGAGUAUAUGUGUAUGAUCUAGAUGACUGGGAUUUACCGGACAAAAAGUUCUAUUGGGAAAGUUCAGAACAUCCAAACUUUACUUUGAACGAAGAAACAGGGAUGAUUCAAAUGAAACACAAGACAAGGGAAGGUAGAUACCACUUGAAAUUUAAAGUUUAUGAUAGAAAACAUACUCAGACUGAUGUUCCAGCUAAUGUUACUGUGUAUGUCAAAGAAAUAACACAUGAAGCAAUUAUAAAUUCGGGUUCCAUUCGGAUAUCGGGUAUAUCCGAUGAAGAUUUUAUCCGUGUUUGGAAUUAUAAAACACUCAGUGUAUCUAGAAGUAAACUGGAUAUUUUCAAAGACAAAUUAGCAGACUUGCUUAACACUGAAAGGGAAAAUAUCGAUAUAUUCAGUGUUCAACUGAGAAAGAAGCACCCACCGGUGACUGAUAUACGAUUUUCAGCACAUGGAGCUCAUUUCUACAAACCAAUUCGUCUAAAUGGAAUUGUACUCAUGCAUCGAGAAGAAAUUGAAAAAUCUGUAGGAAUCAACAUAACCAUGGUCGGUAUUGAUGAAUGUAUUUAUGAAAAUCAAAUGUGUGAAGGAUCUUGCACCAAUGUCCUUGAUAUAAGUAAUCUACCUUACAUGGUUAAUGCAAAUAAAACUGCUCUUGUUGGUGUUAGAGUUGAUGUGAUCGCUGAAUGUACUUGUGGCGCCAGAAACUUUACUCAAGCUGAAACAUGUCGUAAUUCGCCCUGUUAUAAUGGAGGAAGAUGUAUAGAAGGCAAAUACGGCUUAACGUGCUCCUGUCCACCCGGAUAUACAGGUCCAAGAUGUCAACAAACAUCGAGAAGCUUUAGGGGUACCGGAUGGGCGUGGUACCCGGCUCUGGAAAUGUGUGAUAAUUCUCAUCUGAGUUUUGAGUUUAUUACAAGAAAAUCUGAAGGAGUAUUACUUUAUAACGGACCCAUAGUACCACCUGAGCCUGAAGAAAUAAUGGUUUCUGAUUUUAUAUCUGUAGAACUAGAUAGGGGUAAUCCACGACUCCUCAUCGACUUUGGCUCUGGUACGUUAGAACUAAGAGUGAAAACUAAAAAAUCUUUGGACGACGGUGAAUGGCAUCGAAUUGAUAUUUUCUGGGAUACUGAAAACGUAAGAAUGGUAGUAGAUUUUUGCAAAUCAGCUGAUAUACAAGAAAUGGAAGACGGAACACCUCCUGAAUUUGAUGAUUCAUCUUGUCAAGCUUCGGGUACUAUCCCACCAUUCAAUGAGUACUUGAAUGUGAAUGCACCACUACAAAUUGGCGGCUUGUAUAUAGACCACUUCGAUCCAACUCACUACCAUUGGCAAUUUAUGCCGAUCGGAAAAGGAUUCGAUGGAUGUAUUCGUAAUUUAAUCCACAACAGUAAACUAUACGACCUAGCCCAUCCUGGAUUGUCCAGGAAUUCUGUUGCGGGAUGCCCACAGACUGAAGAAAUCUGUAAUCAAGCAGAUGCAACAUCUAGAUGUUGGGAACAUGGAAAUUGCGUUGGUAGUUUCUCUGAAGCUCGUUGUCAGUGCCAACCAGGUUGGACUGGUCCAUCUUGUAACUUGCCCACCACGCCGACUAGUUUUCGUCCACAGAGUUACGUGAAGUUUGCACUGAGUUUUGAACCGGACAGAUUUAGUACACAAAUACAGCUACGCUUUAGAACCCGGGAGCCGCAUGGAGAGCUCUUUAGAGUAAGCGACCAACACAAUAGAGAGUAUGGUAUUCUUGAAGUAAAAGAUGCUCGUUUACAUUUCCGUUACAAUCUCAACUCAUUACGAACAGAGGAACGCGACGUAUGGCUCAACUCAGUAUCUGUUGAUGAUGGACAAUGGCAUAUAGCCCGCGUCAGUAGAUAUGGUAGCGCUGCUACCCUCGAAAUAGACGGCGGCGAAGGAAGAAGGUACAAUGAGUCAUUUAGAUUUGAAGGUCAUCAGUGGCUAUUAGUUGAUAAACAAGAAGGAGUUUACGCCGGUGGUAAGGCGGAAUACACUGGUGUUCGAACGUUCGAAGUAUAUGCUGAUUUCCAGAAAGGUUGUCUUGACGAUAUUAGGUUGGAAGGCAAACAUCUGCCACUACCGCCCGCCAUGAACGGCACUCAAUGGGGACAAGCUACUAUGGCUCGAAAUCUCGACCGUAACUGUCCAUCAAAUAGUCCUUGCAUCAAUGUUCACUGCACGGAGCCCUUCGUAUGCGUCGAUCUUUGGAAUGAAUAUGAAUGCACGUGUCCGGGAGGGUCUACUCGUGCUGGAGGCACGUGCGUCAACGUGAACGAGUGCCUUGGCCGGCCGUGUCUGAACGGGGGCACUUGCGUGGACCGUGAGCCUGCACGCCGCUACGACUGCGUGUGUGCGCUCGGCUACGCGGGGCAUGACUGCGAACUAGUCUUGCUAGCCUCCGGGAUCAUCACCCCAUCCAGAGAUUUCAUAAUAGCUAUCAUUGUCUGUUUGUUUUUGCUUUUAGUACUGGUGUUAGUCUUCGUGGUAUACAACCGUCGCCGUGAGGCACACAUCAAGUACCCGGGGCCGGACGACGACGUCCGCGAGAACAUUAUUAACUACGACGACGAAGGGGGCGGCGAGGAUGAUAUGACCGCUUUUGACAUCACCCCCCUGCAGAUACCUAUCGGCGGACCACUACCUGACCACGCACCUGCUAAAUUACCUUAUCCACUGAUGGGCGUGGGUAUCGGCGUGGGCCCAAUGGGUGUCGCUAUAGGCGUGCCGCCGGUGCUGCCGCUGCCAGGCGAGACCAACGUUGGCAUGUUCAUCGAGGAGCACAAGCGACGGGCCGACAGCGAUCCCAAUGCGCCACCAUUCGACGACCUCCGCAACUACGCUUACGAGGGCGGCGGCAGUACCGCUGGCUCUUUGUCGUCCCUAGCUUCCGGUACUGACGACGAGACGCAUGAAUACGAUUACCUGGGCGCCUGGGGACCGAGAUUUGACAAAUUGGCUGACCUCUACGGACCCGACAUGGACGAGCAGCUCUAAGCACGGCAACCUCGCCCGCAACACGGCGUUUUAGUCAAUUGUCUCCCAUUAUUCUAACCUGUAAGACAUAAGCCGCUAUAAAAUACGCUCCUUAACUUACGUUAUUUUACUAUUUCGUUUGAUAUUAAUCACGUGACACAUCGCCGUGGCAAGCUGUUCUCAACGUGUACUUUAUUUAUAAACACUAAGCUUAAAAUAAUUAUUCUUAAAUUAACUUAUUUUAAAUGCGACUUUUAUAAAGUAAAAACGUACUCACCAAAUAUUCGAUAUAAGUUUUUAUUAUACUUAGCCAUAUUAUGAGUCAGUAUUUUAUUGGAAGUUGUCGAGAUAAGGGGCAUUUCAACUGGAGGGCCAGACGUGAAUCUGAAUGUGGGUGUUUGUAGAUAGUGUGCUAUAAAUGUGAAUAAUUUAUACGAGUAUUUUGUAAGUUCACAGCUUUACGUGAUAUCACUGUAUGGAUGGCCCUUCUUUAAAGUCGACAAUCGAUUGGAGUAUAGAAAGAACAUGUUAUAUUUUAUAUUAUUAAAUAAUUAGAUAAAUGGUCCGUUCGGCCGCCGAAUAUAGCGCUCAGUGGAUCCGUGGAUUAUAUAGGGGAUGUAUAUACGACUUUUGACAUCCACCCCUUACCUAGCUAAAUAAAACGUAACAUUCAAAUUGGAAUUUCAGUGUAAAAACUGUACAGUAUCUGGUGUUCCUCUCCAAAUGUCUCUGUAGUGUUAGUUAAUAUUUAGAGAUACGGAAAGGACUACCUACGGUCUACUUCUUAACGUAGUACUAAAACAUUGUGAAGGAUUGUGUGUUGGCAUAACGACUACCAUGAAGCUGAAUGAUAGCGUGCAAGUGAAUGAGCAGCGGAACGAAUGACAAACAGCGACGAUAGAGUGAGUGAACGAGCUGGGGUGCUUCGGGGAUUGAGUGCGUGCGGUCGCAAGGGGGAAGCGACGCUGCGAUAUGAAUGGGACUGUGCCAAUUUUAGCGUUAUCAAUGCAGCUGACGACGGUAGGGUUAAGUGUUUGCACUUUAUUUAUUCGUAUAUUUACAUAAAUAUAAAUUUAGUCGCACCUAGAAAAAUAUCAAUAACUUACUAAGAGUGUUGUGCUAGAUUAUUCCAUCGAUUUUGACGUGAGAUAGUUGUUGAAACCGUUAGAAAGUCACUAAUUUAAAACCUUAUUUUUAAGAAUUUAUAGUAAAGAAAAAUAAUUAAUUUAAUUGAAGGUUUAUAAUGGAACUGUCUCACUUCGACAUCGAAUUAGGAUCUGUGUAAAUUUUAGAAUAUAUUAUACUUAAUUGUUUUAAAAUGACUGAUUUUUUAUUAUGCGUUUGAAAGCCUAAGAUUUUUGUAGAUUCGGUUGUUUAUAAUGAAUACCUUACUGUAAGAACACCCACUAGUUUGCACUCAAGAUGAAUACUCGAGUUAUCAAUAAAGCAAUUCUCGUUAAUUACUAUUCGUGUAAGUAGACAUAGUUAGGCCCAAAUCGAUGUGACGUUUAGCUUUUAAUUUUUUCCAUUUAUUAUUUUAUAUCAUUAUCAUUACACUGCCAGUAAUCAUACAUAUUAUAGACGAAUUAUUAUAGAGUUUGUCCGAUUUUAUAUUUCAGUCUUAUACAAUGGUAUUUUAUAAGUUUUUGAACUGUUUAUGAGAUGUAUACUUUCCGAUUCGAUGUGCUCUACGUCACUGAGUACUAAAACAAACAUUUUUGUUUUCCCUGUAGGCUCUGAUGUCUUAGGGUGCGCUUUCAGUAGCCGUAAAAAUUAACAAUUUUUAUUUUCAAGCCAUCCGAAACUUCAAACAUUAUAAAAACAACUCUCCUUCUUCGUAACUUCUGUAAUUUUUUUUAAAUUGAUUAGCGAAAAAGUUACAAUUUAUGUAAUUAAAAUAGAUUACUAAAUUCUGCAAGUGAUGUGAAAACGCACCCUUAUAAUGUAUACAUUUUGUGCAAAUUAUUUCCUGGAACGUUUACACGUUCUGUGUUAUCUAUUCCGAAAUCAAAUUAGUGUUCUAGUAACUACAGUACGUGUAAUUGUAAAUUACCAAUUCCUACGUAUAUCAUUCAUAUGGCAAUAAUACAAUUCCGACGCGAAUUUGAUAAAUAAUGUGUACACUAUCAGACAGCAGAGCACAAUCUCCCAGUACAAAGAAUACGAGGCGCCGCGCCUACUGCACCUAAUUAUUAAUUUUAGAUUAUAAUUACGAUAUACCUACAUAGUUUUGUUUUGUUUCAACUGUGAUUAUUAAGUUAUACAAUUCUGACAAUUACAUAAAAUAU